Petromyzon marinus (sea lamprey) is the source of this 1461-nucleotide messenger RNA. Its product is annotated as ubiquitin carboxyl-terminal hydrolase 46. Gene Ontology annotation, cellular component: nucleus; cytosol. Lineage: Eukaryota; Metazoa; Chordata; Hyperoartia; Petromyzontiformes; Petromyzontidae. The record is from RefSeq and is a predicted model, not a curated record. Gene Ontology annotation, molecular function: cysteine-type deubiquitinase activity. Gene Ontology annotation, biological process: protein deubiquitination.
CGUGGGCCCGGGCUGGGGUCCUUCGAAGUGGUGUUUUCGUCAAAGAUGGCGGACGCGAACCCCGGGUGCUAAAUGACCGUCAGGAACCUCGCCUCCAUCUGUACAAUGGGCGCUAAUGCCUCUGCUUUGGAGAAAGAGAUUGGUCCUGAGCAGUUUCCUAUCAAUGAGCACUACUUCGGCCUGGUAAACUUCGGCAACACGUGCUACUGCAACUCGGUCCUGCAGGCGUUAUACUUCUGCAAGCCGUUCCGGGAGAAGGUGCUCGACUACAAGGUGCAGCCCAAGAAGAAGGAGAACCUCCUGACGUGCCUCGCCGACCUCUUUCACAGCAUCGCGACGCAGAAGAAGAAAGUGGGCGUCAUCCCGCCAAAGAAAUUCAUUUCCCGCCUGCGCAAGGAGAACGAACUCUUCGACAACUACAUGCAACAGGAUGCUCACGAGUUCCUCAACUACCUUCUCAACACCAUCGCCGACAUCCUGCAGGAGGAGAAGAAGCAGGAGCGGCAGAACGGCAAGCUCAAGAACGGCGUCGCCGCCGCCGCCGCCGCCGCCGACGGUGACGACAGCACCAAGACGGAGCCCACGUGGGUGCACGACAUCUUCCAGGGCACGCUCACCAACGAGACGCGCUGCCUCAACUGCGAGACGGUGAGCAGUAAAGAUGAAGACUUUCUGGAUCUGUCAGUAGAUGUUGAACAAAACACAUCCAUCACACACUGUCUAAGAGGCUUCAGUAACACCGAGACACUCUGCAGCGAAUAUAAAUACUACUGCGAACAAUGCUGCAGUAAGCAAGAAGCGCAGAAAAGGAUGCGUGUGAAGAAGCUGCCCAUGAUCUUGGCCCUGCACCUCAAGCGCUUCAAGUACAUGGAGCAGCUGCACCGGUACACGAAGCUCUCGUACCGCGUGGUGUUUCCGCUCGAGCUGAGGCUAUUCAACACGUCCGGCGAUGCCACCAACCCCGACCGCAUGUACGACCUGGUAGCGGUGGUCGUCCACUGUGGCAGCGGCCCCAAUCGGGGCCAUUACAUCACAAUAGUGAAGAGCCAUGGCUUCUGGUUGCUGUUUGACGAUGAUAUAGUAGAGAAAAUCGACCCGCAGGCCAUCGAAGAGUUUUAUGGGCUCACAACGGACGUGUCGAAAAACUCAGAAUCGGGAUACAUCCUCUUUUACCAGUCGAGGGAAUGAGGAUUUGGGGAGUCGGGGUGUGGGAGAUUGCGGCUAUCCGUCAGCCGUUGACACUCUCGAGAUGACAGGAUGCCUAACAACAUCAACACAAACCCGCUGUGUCCACGCACGUGCUCUUUGGCACUGACGGCGUUCGCGCUUGCUGCGGUCUCCCUCCCCUCCGCCGCCGCCCCUCCGGGUUCAACGCCGGGUCGCGCACAGGCGGCACAAGCAAGCUGUCCACUUCGACUCGGAUAACUUUUAUAACCCCGCUCAUCUCCAGCAGCAGCAGCA